Molecule: messenger RNA, 682 nt
Organism: Musa acuminata subsp. malaccensis (wild Malaysian banana)
Lineage: Eukaryota; Viridiplantae; Streptophyta; Magnoliopsida; Zingiberales; Musaceae
Product: pollen-specific protein C13
Source: RefSeq, a predicted model, not a curated record
CGCCGCUUCCUUCAGUCCCAGCGCCUUACUCCUGCUGUCCUUUCCUACUGCGAUCAUGGCCAAACCGGCGGUCGCCGUCGUCUUUGCGGUGGCGUGCGUCCUUCCGGCCCUCGCGAUCGCCGCGCGCGACGUUGGCGUCGUCAAGCGGGGGUUCGUUGUCCAGGGCCGCGUCUUCUGUGAUACGUGCCGUGCGGGGUUCGAGACGCCGGUAUCGACCUACAUCCAAGGUGCUACGGUAAGGGUUGAGUGUCGAUCAGAAUUCACUGGUGCAAAGACGUGCAGUUUCGAGGGCACGACCGAUCACACGGGUACCUACAACAUCCUAGUUGAAGGCGAGCAUGAUGACCAUGAAAUCUGCGAGUCUCUGCUCGUUAGUAGCCCAGAAAGUGGAUGCAAGACUGCACUCCAGGGUCGCGAGAGGGCUCCUGUGUUCCUCAGCCACAACAACGGUAUUGCUUCGGACACCAGAUUUGCUAACUCGCUUGGCUUCCUGAAGGACACUUCAUUGCCAGUCUGCACUGAGCUGCUCAAAUCCUAUGAGCAAUAUGAAGAUUAAGCAAGAAUACAAGCUUACUAGUUUGUUUUAUGUGUUCCUCUAUUUGGCUCUGUGACAAUCGGUGAAUGUCUUCCCUGCUUGUGGCUAAAUAUCUUUAACAAGUCUCUGUUCAGUAUGCUUUUGCUA